Messenger RNA from Talaromyces stipitatus ATCC 10500, 1493 nucleotides. RefSeq names its product RING finger domain protein. The transcript is spliced from 2 exons. The coding region runs from base 169 to 1155 and encodes 328 amino acids. The record is from RefSeq and is a predicted model, not a curated record. Gene Ontology annotation, molecular function: zinc ion binding. Lineage: Eukaryota; Fungi; Ascomycota; Eurotiomycetes; Eurotiales; Trichocomaceae.
CUCGGUUACAACAGAAACGAAAUCGCUAUUGGUAGUUAACGAAUGAGUUUCCAGAUACUAUCCUGAUGUGAGAUAAUAUUGGCAUCGACGACAUUCAUGAUUACACAUAAACCACGAACUGCUAGGGUCUAGUUCCACAUCGAUAUUCACCUUUACAGAGUCGACAGAAUGUUUUCCUCUUCCAGAAAGGCACCACCAACGUGGACAUGGCCAGAAGACCUCCCCGAUUCAACACCGGGCGCUUUUCCCGAGCCGUCGCAAAAGGAGCCUGAUGCUACUACAAGCGCAGAGAGCACUCAAAGUACAAGCACACCAAAUCAGAAUCCCGAACAUCGAUAUCCUCCACGGAUGUGUCGGAUUUGCUUAGAUACUGUCAACCCAACGUCAGAAACUGAGUCACAAUAUCUACCUAGCAUGCUUCAAUCGAAACCGCGCGUGGUCUACGUGUCGCCCGAUCCAGAACUUGGUCGUCUCAUACGGCCCUGCAAAUGUAAAGGGUCUUCGCGGUAUGUGCAUGAAGGCUGCUUGCAGUCAUGGCGACACGCCGAUCCAUCCUACGGAAGACGAAACUACUUCCAAUGCCCUACCUGCGGAUUCAAAUAUCGGAUCCAGAGGGUAAUCUGGGCCCGCUGGAUUACUAGCUCUGUAGCGCAGCUUGCCCUUACAUUUUCAAUCCUGCUACUCACUGUCUUUAUACUCGGUUUUAUUGCUGACCCUAUUAUCAAUCUCUAUUUGCCUCCCGUCGAUACCAUUAUUGAUUCUGAUUUCUGGGAAGAAACUCACGUGCUGGAUGUUCCAGAUCUAGGUGAAGCAACGACAUGGUUUGAGCAUUUUCUCAAGGGACUUGCCUCGCUCGGGGUUCUGUCAAUUAUCAAAGUGUUUCUAGCAAUGUCUCCGUGGGGUUGGUUGCAUCUACGGAGUUCUGCUUUGUUCGGUGCUGGUGGGCGGACUACAGGCCGGACGCGUGUUGCCUCCAUCAGUUGGGUGGUGAUACUAUUCGGAGUCGUUACAUUUCUAGUGGCUGUCUUCAAAGGCGUCCGACAGUUGGUCCACAGGACUCUACGGAGAGCUGGAGAAAGCGUUCUCGAUAUCCAAGGCGAGGAUGAUGACAAGGACCUUGAUGAAGGAUCCGACCACGUAAAAAAGGAGGAUUAGCUAUUGCCUUGCUUCUCGACUUAUUAUACUCGCACUACUUAAGUUGUCACGAUCCUCCCAUGACGUGCUGAUUAGUCAACGUGCGAAGAUCGAUUGUUUCCUUCAUCAACUCUUGGUCUUGUACGAACGAGCCCGCCACGUUAUGUGUUGAGCUCAUUUACUUCGGAUAUUGGCCUCGAGGAAGGACUGCCGCUGCUCGAUGGAUUAGACAAGGUGUGACUGUACUUGUUCACAGUCUACAAAGGCUUUGUCUGAUUGAGAGUCGGUAAAUGUCUGUACAUAUGUAUCUGUAAAUAUUCAUCCAAUGAGCAAUCCAAUGAGUCUGACUCUCAGUAGAA